This is a messenger RNA of Colius striatus (speckled mousebird), 3149 nucleotides long. RefSeq names its product poly(A) binding protein cytoplasmic 4 (gene PABPC4). Bases 845 to 2734 code for a protein of 629 amino acids. The record is from RefSeq and is a predicted model, not a curated record. Gene Ontology annotation, molecular function: RNA binding. Lineage: Eukaryota; Metazoa; Chordata; Aves; Coliiformes; Coliidae. The transcript has 15 exons. Gene Ontology annotation, cellular component: ribonucleoprotein complex.
GCCGCCUCCUCUGCGCGGCACGGCGGGCCCGCUCGCUCGCUCGCGCCGCCGCCGCGGCUAUAAAGGCGGGGCCGCCGCUCGCCGCCUUCUCUCUCUGCUCUCCGGGGCGCAGCGCGUGAGUCGGGGCCGGGCCCAGCGCCGCCCCGGGCCGGGACCGCAGGGCAGGGCGCGGGGAAGCGCGCGGCGCCGGGUGAGCGCGGCUCCGGCCCACUCCUCCCUCCCUCCCUUCCACCCUCAACGGCCGCCGCGUGUCCGUGCGUUGCCCCGUUAGAGCCGUUCCGUUUUACCGCUCUGUCUCUAGAUAGAAAUAGUAUGAACCUGCUAGAGGUGGUUUAAUUUUCGAGGACAGGUUCGUAUAAAUACGUAUCUAUAUUACAGAGAGAAUUAUUUUUCCAGGUUUUUUCCCCCUCUUCUUACCUCAGCCUCUGCUCAGGAAAUUUGAGGUGAAUUUAGACUCUUAAAGUGAGUGACGUGAUUUUAAGGAGAUUGAGGAGGGUCUUGACCCAGAGCUGAGGGCAGAAACGCUCAGGAGCCGGUGUGUGGAUUUUGGCUUCCUCUCCAGGAGCCUUAACUUUGGGGUUUUUUUCCUAAUUUCCAGGCCUCCCUUUUCCCCUCGGCGGCUCCUGUCCCGGGGCCAGGCUCGGCCGUCCCGCGGUGCCCCCACUGCGCCCUCCCGGUCACCGGCCUCCUGCCAGCCCCCGCCCCCCCAGGCCGCUCCGGCAGGGCCCCGCUUAGUGAGGCUUUUAAAUAAGAGCCUGAGUUUGCCCUAGUUUAAAAAAAUUAACCAAAAAAAAAGAGCUUAAAGAGCCCGAGAGUGAAACUUGGAGCGCGUGCUGGGUGGAAGAUGAACACGGCCGCCAGCAGUUACCCGAUGGCCUCGCUGUACGUGGGGGACCUGCACCCCGAUGUCACCGAGGCCAUGCUCUAUGAGAAGUUCAGCCCCGCGGGGCCCGUGCUGUCCAUUCGGGUCUGCAGGGACAUGAUCACCCGCCGCUCCCUCGGGUACGCCUACGUCAACUUCCAGCAGCCCGCAGAUGCUGAGCGUGCUCUAGAUACCAUGAAUUUUGAUGUGAUCAAAGGAAAACCCAUUCGCAUCAUGUGGUCUCAGAGGGACCCCUCUUUGAGGAAGUCAGGAGUUGGAAAUGUCUUCAUUAAGAACCUGGACAAAUCCAUUGAUAACAAGGCACUUUAUGACACGUUCUCAGCGUUUGGGAAUAUUUUGUCCUGCAAGGUGGUGUGUGAUGAGAAUGGCUCUAAGGGCUACGCCUUUGUGCACUUUGAGACCCAGGAUGCCGCAGAUAGAGCCAUCGAGAAGAUGAACGGCAUGCUGCUCAACGACCGCAAAGUAUUUGUUGGGAGAUUCAAGUCUCGUAAGGAACGGGAGGCUGAGUUGGGAGCCAAGGCAAAGGAGUUCACCAAUGUCUAUAUUAAAAACUUUGGGGAUGACAUGGAUGAUGAAAGACUUAAGGAGCUCUUCAGCAAAUAUGGUAAAACUCUGAGUGUUAAAGUGAUGACAGACCCCACAGGAAAGUCCAAAGGCUUUGGCUUUGUCAGCUUUGAAAAGCAUGAAGAUGCUAACAAGGCAGUAGAAGAAAUGAAUGGAAAGGAUAUCAAUGGGAAAAUGGUCUUUGUAGGCCGAGCACAGAAGAAGGUGGAGCGCCAGGCAGAGCUGAAAAGGAAGUUUGAGCAGCUCAAACAAGAGAGGCUCAGCCGGUACCAGGGUGUUAACUUGUACAUCAAAAACCUAGAUGACACUAUAGAUGAUGAAAAACUGAGGAAGGAGUUCUCACCUUUUGGGUCAAUAACAAGUGCCAAGGUGAUGCUGGAAGAUGGACGGAGCAAAGGGUUUGGCUUUGUCUGCUUUUCCUCUCCAGAGGAGGCUACGAAAGCUGUGACAGAGAUGAACGGGCGGAUCGUGGGCUCCAAGCCCUUGUAUGUUGCACUAGCUCAGAGGAAAGAGGAGAGAAAGGCCCAUCUGACUAAUCAGUACAUGCAGCGCAUUGCUGGGAUGAGAGCCUUGCCUGCCAACACAAUCAUUAAUCAGUUCCAGCCUGCUGCUGGGGGAUAUUUCAUGCCUGCUGUGCCCCAGGCUCAGAGCAGACCCACUUACUAUGCACCCAACCAAAUGACACAGAUGAGACCCAACCCCCGCUGGCAGCAAGGAGGGAGGCCUCAAGGCUUCCAGGGGAUGCCCAGCGCCAUGCGCCAGUCUGGACCCCGGCCUGCCCUGCGCCACCUGGCCCCGGCCGGCACUGCCCCGGCCUCGCGGGGCCUCCCUGCUGCCCAGCGUGUGGGCGUUGGCACGGCCGCACAGAACCUGGCUCCUCGUCCUGCUGUGGCUGCUCCUGCCCCCAGAGCGGUUCCUCCUUACAAAUACGCCUCGAGUGUCCGCAGCCCCCACCCAGCUGUACAGCCUUUGCAGGCACCUCAGCCUGCAGUACAUGUGCAGGGACAGGAGCCACUGACAGCCUCCAUGCUGGCUGCAGCCCCUCCCCAGGAGCAGAAACAGAUGCUGGGAGAGCGUUUGUUCCCUCUGAUCCAAGCUAUGCACCCCAGCCUGGCAGGGAAGAUCACAGGAAUGCUGCUAGAGAUUGACAACUCGGAGCUGCUGCACAUGCUCGAGUCUCCCGAGUCCCUCCGCUCCAAGGUGGAGGAGGCUGUUGCAGUGUUGCAGGCUCACCAAGCCAAGAAAGAAGCUGCCCAGAAGGUCGGUGUGGUUGCUGCUACCUCUUAAACCAGGAAGACUGUCUGGAGCCAGGGUUGCCAUGUGGAGGCCACCCAUCUUCCUCUCUCCCCCCAGGAUGCCAAGAAGCCAAAUAGCCCCUUCACAGACAUCAGCUCUGGGUGUUUGAAGAUUCCUCAGUGUCCUGCAGGUCUCAGUGCCAUGCCUCACGCCACAUAGUUACGUUGCAUUUUGUAAAUUAACCUUUAAGGUGUUAUUUAAGAAGCCAACUCUGAAGCUCAAGGUCUCCAAACCCAGAACUGGGCUUGCAAGCUUUUCCUUUGUGCUCAGAACAGAGCUGCUCUUUGUGUCCCUCACAGGGGACAUGGAGGAGUUCAGGUUGAAAGUAUUUUGUGGUUUUGGUUUUAACUGAACAAUCCAGUUUGGAAAGUCUGGAAAGCAUUUAUCAAUAAAGGAAUAAACUCUC